This is a messenger RNA of Juglans microcarpa x Juglans regia, 3063 nucleotides long. RefSeq lists its product as uncharacterized. The coding region runs from base 1812 to 2867 and encodes 351 amino acids. The transcript has 2 exons. The record is from RefSeq and is a predicted model, not a curated record. Lineage: Eukaryota; Viridiplantae; Streptophyta; Magnoliopsida; Fagales; Juglandaceae.
AUUUCAAUGUCAUUGUCCGUGACUAAUCGCUUGUUCAUGUGACCUUGUCUGUAUGGAAGCUGCUGUCUUAGGCAUCUCUACACGGCAUAUACUCUCUCCUGUCUCCCUCUCUCCUCAACAUUGUUUACACCGAAUCACAAGCAUUUGUUUUUUUGGUUUCUUCUGUACUUGGACAGAGCUUCCAGUCAUGUCUAAUUGACCCCAUUUUAACAUAUUAUUUAGCCAAGAAUGGCUGAUGAGCACAUACAUUAUAGCAAGCAAUUGGCAGCAAAAAUUCAUAUAGUUUCGAAAAAAUCUUUUGCUUUUAUUCUUUUCUAUCGUAUAUACCUCAGUAGGAUGAGUACUUCUUAUAUAUUAUUCAAUAAGGUUUUGUAUUCAAUGUGAGAUAACCAUCAAUACCUUGACAGAUGAGAUUCUCUAAGACUCUUAACUAUUUGAUGCCAAAAAAUUCUUGCUUUGUUAUUUGUUCUUUGCAUAAAUGCUAAAUUUAUACAUGUAACCUCGAUACUAAAGACAAUACCGAACGGUAUAGGUAUAAUAAUAAUGAACAGCAUAUGUAUAGGUAUAACCAUCUCUCCUUUAUGGCUUACCUAUUUUGCAUUUUUAUGUAAAAUGACUAACCAACAUGUCAAUGACAUAUUAGAAUUAUGUAAAAUCAAUGCAAAUAACAUAUGAGCUAAAGUCAUUCUCUACAUUUAUAUUACAUGCAUUAUUCAUCUAUGUAAACAUUUUUUUUCUUAUUUCUUUCUUGAUAUUUCUCACUUUCUCUCUUUUAUUUAUAUAAUAUGAAAAAGUUAUGACAUCUGAGUUUCCCAUGAUGCAGGUGGAACAAGAUCCCAGAUUACCAGGGAACUCAAUGAGGGUCAAAUUCUGAGAAAAUUUCAUACUCACGUUUACCAGCUAUUGGAAGUAACUCUACCCUUAAAGUCAUUACCAAUAAAUGGGUCCAUUGCUUCAAGCCAAACGCACUCAAGGGUCAUUUUCCCUCCAAAAUUUAAUAUUUCAGAGCGUGUGAUUUCAUCUCCAAUCAAAUAUAUAUUGAGUUUUCUUCACAAGUCAUAUUUUCAUUUAAAAUUUUGAGUCGGUAGAUAUCCUAGCCAGACCAAAGGUUUAAUAUGAUACCUAAACUCAACCAGAGAUAAUCUAUAUACCAAACCAUGGUUAUAGCAACAAAACUAGUUCUAAUGGUUCGUGGUAUCCUGUUUCAAAGCAUUGCUGCUGUCAUUGUGGACGUAAUGAUCAUUAGUUCUGAUAAUUUGUUUAAUACCCCCACCUUUCAGAUCCACAUCUGCAACAACCAAAGUUUUGGGGUGUUGGGCUUGGUCUUCUCUUUACAUCUGCCUUUGUUUGUUCCUCCAGAUCCUCUCUUUUUUUUUCUCUCUUUCUAGUUGUUUCUUUUAGUUUAUCUAAUACACCAAUGUAUAUCAACAAGAUGUUUUGAUCAGUUCGGCUUGUUUUUCUCUAUUUCCUCUUCUUCUCUCUUCUGUCAUCGCUUCCAUAUCUUCUAUUCUUUCCUAAAUCUUUCAGCCUAAACCCAUUCUGCAGCAAGAGUUUUUUUUUUUUUUUCACCUCAAGAGAAUUUGUAAAUACAUACCUCUCUUUCUUCUCUUGAUUUCUUGAAUUUGUAGAUACAUACCUCUUUUUCUUUCACAGAUCUUCCCAAAACUUGCAUAUUUGGCCAAUAAAAAGUUCUAUGUUUCAAUAGUGGCAGAGUAUACAUACUAUGUGUUCUUCAUGCAGGAUCUAAGGUGAGUGCUUAUAAUUCAAAACCAUAUUCUUUACUGUCAUGUUCAAUUCCGUCUCACAAAGUUAUGACAAAUCAGGCAAUGAAGGAAGGUGAUAAAGAAAAAUCCCUCUUUGCUUCUAUGCACAAACCACCUGCAUCAAAUGGCAGACCAAGCAGUAUGGUUGUUAAGAAAGCACAUACUGUGAUACCUGCUCAUAUCGUAGCCGAAGCCAUAUCAACACUCCAUGGUCUUGACCUCAGAUGGUCAGGCCCGAUCACGCCAACAGAAAUGCGGUAUGUUGAGCAGUAUGUCUUAGCAAAGUAUCCAGAGUAUGCCGGGCUAGUGGAAGGAGAAAAGAGAGAUCUCUCUGGUCUUUGCAUCAAUGAGGAGCCUUCAGAUACUACGUUUGAUGAUAGGCGGAAGUCCCCUAGGGGUAGUUUAAGAGACCCUUCCACCCCUACUUUUGGAAGCAGUCAUCCUGAUUUGGAUAGGACCCAGUUGGAGCCAUCAAGAUUGCUUGAUAUUCUCACCAAGAAAUCCACGUUUCCCGGAAGUUUUAUCUCGAUCCCUGAAAUCCAAGCUCGAAACAAGGUUUUGAAGCACUGCGGAUUAUCCGAUGAUGACUAUCUUGUACUCUUCACUCCCAGCUACCAGGAUGCCAUGAAGUUAGUUGGGGAGAGCUACCCUUUCUUCAAGGGAAACCUUUACAUGACAGCUAUAGGGGAAGAAGAACAAGAAGAAGACUGCAUAAGGGAGUUUGCAAUUUUCAAGGAGUCCAAAGUGAUAUCAGCACCUAAGGAUUGGCUGGAUUUGAGGAUAAAGGGAUCACAGCUUAGCCAGUAUUUUAGGAGGAAGUGUAAGCACAGCCCAAAAGGACUAUUCGCUUAUCCUGCCGAUAUUAAUGGGACUCGUUAUUCAAUGCAUUGGGUUUCAGAAGCCCACAGGAACUACUGGCAUGUUCUGCUUGAUGCUACCGCACUGGUUGUAGGGGAGGAUAGGUUGAAUCUCGCACUCCACCAACCAGACUAUGUAUUGCGUAGUCUUGACAAUGCACAUGCUAAUCCUUCAAGGAUCACUUGCCUCUUGGUCAGAAAGAAAUCCUUUGACACCACAACAGCUUCAUCUCAGGCAAAUGAGUGAGAAGGAGAGAGAGUUCUUAAUCUGAUGCUAACACGGCUUUGGAUCAGAGCAACUGAGUUAACGAGGUUUGAUUGACAUUGUCUUGUAGGAUAUGUUUAAACUGGUGUAGCUAUAUCAGUACAUUUUAGCAGCUUGGACAUUUACAUUAAUACCGUUUUUCAAGAAAUACCAGAUAAGUCGUUAGCUGAUUAUGAUA